AUGGCGAAGUCUCUUGCCUGGGAGAUUCAGGCUGGUGAGGCCCAGUGUAGAGCCAGCCAGUGCAGGCCAAUUAAUGUACUGGAGGUGGAGGCUACCCAAGCCCUGAACCAGAAACCCUUACCUGAGAAGGUUCAAGUUGCAGAGGAGGAAGCGAGUGAGAUCCUCCAUACCCGUCCAUGCUGGUCCAAUAAGGUUGAGUACAUCCUGACUCAGGUGGGCUGCUCCAUGAAGAUAAGCAGUUUCUGGCGUUUCUUCCUCCUGUGGCUUCACAAUGGAGGUUUUAAUUUUCUCAUCAUCUACAUGCUCAUGCUGUUCUUGGUCGGGGUUCCUCUUCUAUUCCUGGAGAUGGCAGCUGGUCAGAGGAUGCGUCAGGGCAGCAUUGGUGUAUGGAAGGUCAUCAGCCCCUGGAUUGGUGGUGUGGGGUAUACCAGCUUCAUGGUGUGCUUCAUCACCAGCUUGUACUUGAAUGUGGUCAAUGCCUGGACCCUCUUCUACUUGGGCCAGUCUUUCCACUUUCCAGUUCCAUGGGAAAAAUGUCCCUUAUUGGAGAACUCCAGUGACUUUGAUCCCGAAUGUGCACGGACGUCACCCUCCAUGUACUUCUGGUACCGGCUGACCUUGAAGGCCUCAGACAGAAUUGAGGAUGGUGGGUCACCAGUCUUCAGUCUGAACCUGCCGUUAUUGGUGUCCUGGUGUCCUAUUGGUGCUUUCAUGAUUAAUGGGCUCAAGUCCACUGGGAAGGUAAGUAUUUCACCAAUCCUGCUGCCAGCCCCCUAUUUCAUCCUUCUCUGUUUCCUCUUCCGGAGUCUACUGCUGGAAGGGGCAGCAUUUGGCUUUCAACAUUUGUUGCUUUCCAAGAUACCAGCUACGUACAACAUGAACGUAUGGUGUCAAGCAGGAAAUCAAGUCUUGUUUGCCUUGGGUCUAGGCUUUGGCCCUAUUGUCUCCUUAUCCUUGCCCAUGUACCCAGCCACCAACUGUCUCAGUGAUGCCUUUGUUGUGGCUCUGGUCAACCUGUUCACCAUGCUGCUGGUCACAUCUUUUUCCUUCUGUAUCCUGGGCUUCUGGGCUACAAUCAUCACACACUGCUGCAAUAAGACAAUAAACCUGGGCAUAUACAUGGGCAUAUGUCUGGUAACCCUGGGGAAACUGCCUGUUGAGGCCCAAUCCCUUCCAAACCUGGUUGAUAACCCGACCUCCAUCUUCAACUUCUGGCUCAGCAGCCUUCCCCAUCCCAUCAAGAACAUGGUCGUCAGCUACGUGACUGAAUGCAACUUAGAGAAGCAGUUUUUGAAGGUUAAGGCGGGCCCAAGCUUUGCACUCGUGGCCUUCAUUGAAACCAUGUCAUUCAUUCCUGGGUCUGUCUUCUGGUCCAUCCUCUUCUUCCUGCUUUUGCUGACAUUGGGGCUGAGCAGCAUGAUAGGGAUCAUGCAGGGCAUCCUUACCCCACUCCAGGACACCUUUUCUUCUUCCAGGGAAUAUUCAAAGCUGCUUACAGUGGUUGUCUUUGUGCUCAUGUUCCUGUGUGGCCUCUUCUUCACUCGACCUUCAGGCAUCUACUGCAUCAGACUGCUGAGUGAAUACUGGACGGUCCUCCCCAUAACCAUCAUCAUCAUACUUGAAAACAUAGCUGUGGGCUUGGCCUAUGGGGCCAGGAGGUUCCUUGAAGACUUGGCGAUCAUGUGGGGACCCCCAACUUCUCCCAUCAUUCGUUGGCUGUGGGCUUUUCUGUCUCCAGUUGUGCUGCUAGCCCUGUUUGUGAUUACUCUGAUUCAUCUCUCUCUGAAGACCAUCACCUAUGUGGCCUGGGACUCAAACAGUUCAAAAGAGGUGCUUCGACAAUACCCAUCAUGGGGGCUGCUUGCGAUGAUUGCCCUUUUUCUCAUUGUCAUCCUCCCCAUCCCCACAUACUUUGUAUACUGCCUCACCCAAAGGAUUUCCUUUAGCUCCACAAGCCAGGGCAAGCCUGUGACAUCCUCCAAGUCCUUACCCUUAAUCCAGCCAACACCCAUUAAAGAGGUCCAAAAGGAAGAAAUCCUGUAAGGUGAUAAUCAAGUUGCUGGUCAACCUGUUGUGUGAUUGCCUGACUUCAUUCAUUUGACAUCACACAUUCCUCGAAACAGCAUAAUAGGCAACUCUUAAUACCAAUUUUCAACUGUUGAUGUCCCCAGACUCAAACU
This is a messenger RNA of Leptonychotes weddellii (Weddell seal), 2180 nucleotides long. The record is from RefSeq and is a predicted model, not a curated record. NCBI's taxonomy places the organism in Eukaryota, Metazoa, Chordata, Mammalia, Carnivora, Phocidae.